AUGUCGGCCUCUUCACAUUCUCAUGAUGAGGAAACCUGGUCCAAGGGUGAAUCAACACCCACAUACGAAUCCAUCAACUACAUCAAUCAACAGGAUGUCGAGACUCUCACACGCAUUGCGACUCUACAAUCACGUCGGCAGUCGACCACCGCCGCCCAUCGCCUGGCAUCCAUCGCCCAACACGAUGUCACAUUGGACCCACAGAGCAAGGAAUUCGAUCUGCGAAAAUGGCUCGGUGCUGCCAUGAGCGAUGCCGCCCGGGAUGGCCGCCCGGGCCAGAACAUGGGCAUUGUGUUCAAGCAGCUUAAUGUCUAUGGAUCGGGUGCAGCUCUGCAGUUCCAGGACACGGUCGACUCCAUGUUGACUGCUCCUCUUCGAAUUCCCCAAGUCGUCCGGGAAUCACAUGCCCCUCAAAGGCGGAUUCUGAAGGACUUUAAUGGUCUGUUGAAGAAGGGUGAACUGCUUUUGGUCCUAGGACGUCCCGGUGCUGGCUGCAGUACACUCCUUAAGUCCCUUUGCGGUGAACUGCAUGGUCUAGAUCUUGAUAAGGAGAGCACUAUCCACUAUAAUGGUAUCCCUCAAUCUCGAAUGGUCAAGGAGUUCAAGGGCGAAGUGGUGUAUAACCAGGAGGUCGAUCGCCAUUUCCCCCAUCUGACCGUCGGUCAAACACUGGAAUUCGCCAGUGCCACACGAACCCCAUCUCAUCGCUUCGAGGGAAUGUCGCGCUCGGAAUACGCCAAAUACAUGGCCCAGGUUGUGAUGGCCGUUUUCGGUCUCAGCCACACAUACAACACCCGCGUUGGUGAUGACUUUAUCCGCGGUGUGUCCGGUGGUGAGAGAAAGCGAGUGAGUAUCGCGGAGAUGGCUCUGGCAGCAGCACCUCUGGGCGCGUGGGAUAAUUCCACGCGAGGACUCGACUCUGCCACCGCCCUGAAGUUUGUCGAAUCGCUGCGACUACUUUCUGAUCUUGCCGGCUCUUCUCACGUCGUCGCGGCUUAUCAAGCUAGUCAGAACAUUUACGACGUCUUCGACAAGGUGGUCGUUCUCUACGAAGGUCGCCAGGUCUUCUUUGGAUCUGCCAAGGUCGCAAAGGGAUACUUCGAGCGACAAGGAUGGGUCUGUCCUGCUCGUCAGACAACCGGAGAUUUCCUCACCUCGGUGACGAACCCAGGAGAACGUCAAGCCAAACCCGGCUUCGAAAACCGCGUUCCUCGCACCCCCGAAGACUUCGAGAAGGCAUGGCUCAGCUCUGCCGAGUACGCACAGCUGCAAAAGGAGAUUGCUGCGUACGAGCAGGAGUAUCCUGUGAAGGAGGACUCAUCAGCUGUCAUCGAGUUCCAGGAAAAGAAGCGUGGCAACCAAGCCAAGCAUACCCGACCCAAGUCGCCCUACAUCAUCAGUGUGCCGAUGCAGAUCAAGUUGAACACGGUCCGCGCGUAUCAACGGCUUUGGAACGACGCAGCCGCCACAGUCUCAACAGUCGUCAGUAACAUCAUUAUGGCCCUCAUCAUCGGAUCCGUAUUCUACGACUCUCCCUUCGAGACCUCCGGCUUCCAGGCUCGUGGAGCCACGCUCUUCUUCGCCGUUCUGCUCAACGCUCUUACCGCGAUGAGCGAAAUCAACAGUCUUUACGCACAACGCCCGAUCGUCGAGAAACAUAAUUCAUACGCCUUCUAUCACCCUUUUACCGAAGCAAUUGCAGGUAUAGCAGCCGAUAUACCUGUCAAGUUCCUCCUCGCAGUCGCCUUCAACAUAAUUAUCUACUUCCUGUCCGGACUUCAGCGCGAGGCAGGCAAUUUCUUCCUCUACUUCCUGGUUACGUUCCUGAUCAUGUUUGUCAUGAGUGCGGUUUUCCGUACUCUAGCGGCAGUCACGAAGACGGUAUCACAGGCCAUGGGUUUAGCUGGUGUGAUGAUUCUUGCUCUGGUUGUCUACACAGGCUUCGUCUUACCCGUUCCGUCUAUGCAUCCCUGGUUUGAAUGGAUUCACUAUCUGAAUCCAAUUUACUACGCCUUUGAAAUCCUGAUUGCCAACGAAUUCCACGGGAGAGAUUUCCCCUGCUCCCAGUUCGUCCCAUCCUACGCUGACUUGGCGGGUGACGCUUUCGCUUGCUCUGUCACUGGUUCUGAAGCUGGAAAGACAACCGUCAAUGGAGAUACCUAUAUGUGGUUGAACUACAAGUACACCUACGAGCACGUGUGGCGCAACCUGGGUAUCCUUUUCGCGUUCCUGGUCGGUUUCAUGAUCAUCUACUUUGUUGCUUGCGAGCUCAACUCUUCUACCACGAGCACUGCUGAAGCACUUGUCUUCCGUCGCGGUCAUGAGCCCCCAAACAUGCGCCGUGGCCACGAGAAGUCAGAUAACGAUGUUGAAAACACCUCGGAGGCACCUGUGCGACAGUCCACCACCGACGGAGACGAUGGAAAGGGUAUGUCGGCGAUUCAGCCUCAGACCGAUAUAUUCACCUGGCGCGAUGUGAGCUACGACAUUGAGAUCAAGGGCGAGCCUCGUCGUCUCUUGGAUCAUGUCUCUGGAUGGGUCAAGCCUGGCACACUCACUGCUCUUAUGGGUGUCAGUGGAGCCGGUAAGACCACUCUCUUGGAUGUCUUGGCUCAUCGGACUUCCGUCGGCGUUGUGACUGGUGACAUGUUUGUGAAUGGAAACGGUCUCGAUGCCAGUUUCCAGCGGAAGACGGGUUACGUCCAGCAGCAGGAUCUGCACUUGGAGACUGCUACCGUUCGUGAAAGUUUGCGUUUCAGUGCUCUCUUGCGUCAGCCUGCCAGUGUUCCGAUUCAGGAAAAGUACGACUACGUUGAACAGGUUAUUGGAAUGUUGAAGAUGGAAGAUUUCGCUGAGGCCAUUGUCGGUGUCCCCGGUGAAGGUCUGAAUGUUGAGCAGCGCAAGCUUCUUACUAUCGGUGUUGAGCUGGCGGCGAAGCCUAAGCUGCUUCUUUUCUUAGAUGAGCCGACCAGUGGUCUCGACUCCCAGAGUUCAUGGGCUAUUUGCUCCUUCCUCCGCAAGCUCGCUGAGCACGGCCAAGCCGUCCUUUGCACCAUUCACCAGCCUAGCGCUAUUCUCUUCCAGCAAUUCGACCAGCUUCUCUUCCUCGCCCGAGGUGGCAAGACUGUGUACUUCGGCCCUAUCGGCGAGCAGUCUCGUACUCUCCUGGAUUACUUCGAGUCCCACGGUGCCCGCAAGUGCGACGACAGCGAAAACCCCGCCGAAUUCAUGCUUGACGUCGUCAACGCCGGAUGCAACCCCCAGGGCCAAGACUGGUUCGAUGUCUGGAAGGAAAGCAAGGAGUCCGGCGAGGUCCAAUCCGAGAUCGAUCGCAUCCACAAGCAGCAAGAGGGCAAGGGAGGUGACGACGACGAUGCUUCUACGCAAGCCGAGUUCGCCAUGCCCUUCUGGUUCCAGCUGUACCAGGUCACCUACCGUGUCUUCCAGCAGUACUGGCGCAUGCCGUCCUAUGUUAUCUCCAAGUGGGGACUGGGUAUUGCAGCUGGUCUCUUCAUCGGUUUCUCUUUCUACCAGGCCAAGACAUCGUUGCAGGGAAUGCAGACUAUCAUCUACUCAGUCUUCAUGCUUUGCACGAUUUUCACCUCGCUGGUGCAGCAACUGAUGCCUCUGUUCGUUACUCAACGAUCUCUCUACGAGGUCCGUGAGCGUCCCUCCAAGGCCUACUCCUGGAAAGCCUUCCUGAUCGCAAACGUCAUCGUCGAAAUCCCGUACAUGGUCAUCACUGGUAUCCUGAUCUUCGCCUGUUACUUCUACGCUGUGGUUGGCAUCCCAAGCUCUGUCAGCCAGAUUACCGUUCUCCUCCUCUGUAUCCAAUUUUUUAUCUACGCCAGUACCUUCGCCCAAAUGUGCAUUGCUGCACUUCCCGACGCCCAAACCGCCAGCGCCGUCGUCGUCCUUCUCUUCGCCAUGUCCCUCACCUUCUGCGGUGUGAUGCAGCCUCCCUCCGCCCUACCAGGCUUCUGGAUCUUCAUGUACCGCGUAUCACCCUUCACCUACUGGACCAGUGCAAUGGUCUCCACCCAAGUCCACGGCCGCGCAAUCGAGUGUGCCGAUUCCGAGCUGUCCAAAUUCAACCCGCCAUCCGGCCAGACUUGUUGGCAAUACCUUGAGAAAUACGCUACUCUCGCCGGCGGCCAGGUUCUGAACAAGGAAGCUACCUCGAACUGCGAGUAUUGCUCUCUGACGGUUGCCGAUCAAUACACCUCGCAGUCGGAUAUCUACUACUCUGACCGCUGGCGAAACUUCGGCAUUGUUUGGGCUUUCAUUAUCUUCAAUAUCUUCAUGGCUACGAUGCUUUACUAUCUUUUCCGUGUUAAGAAGUGGGAUCUUGAAGGCAUGAAGAAGAAGUUUGCCAAUAUUCUUCCUUCGAAGAGGUCCAAGGCUGAUAAAUGA
Messenger RNA from Penicillium argentinense, 4413 nucleotides. RefSeq lists its product as uncharacterized. The record is from RefSeq and is a predicted model, not a curated record. Gene Ontology annotation, biological process: transmembrane transport. Gene Ontology annotation, cellular component: membrane. The transcript is spliced from 4 exons. NCBI's taxonomy places the organism in Eukaryota, Fungi, Ascomycota, Eurotiomycetes, Eurotiales, Aspergillaceae. The coding region runs from base 1 to 4413 and encodes 1470 amino acids. Gene Ontology annotation, molecular function: ATP binding; ATP hydrolysis activity; ABC-type transporter activity.